Molecule: messenger RNA, 546 nt
Organism: Didymodactylos carnosus
Lineage: Eukaryota; Metazoa; Rotifera; Eurotatoria; Philodinida; Philodinidae
Source: the annotation of a GenBank genome assembly
AUGGCUCCCAAUGUGUGUAUAACGGAUGGAGCAGCACUUAAAGAAAUAAAUUAUUCUUACUAUAUUAAAACAUAUAAUCUUGACCAAAAGUUAGAAAUGUAUUUCAGUUUAUGUAAACUAGUACUUCAAGCAAGAGUUUAUACUGAAGAACAUUUUACAUGGCUACAUUUAUUAAAACAAAGAGAAUCAUCAUUAGUGGAAGAAAAAUCCAUGUUUCUCGAUAAAUAUAUAGAAUUUUCAUCAGCAUUUGCACCAUUUCCAAUCGAUGUAUCAUCUUUUAUUUAUAUUGUACAACGUAUAAAAUGUCCAUUGCAAAAACGUAUGUCUAAUGUAACAUCUACUAAAAAAUUAUUAAAACUAUUUGAUGUAUUAAACACAAUGAAUGAUCUGUGGGAAACAGUUGAUCCGUCAAUAAUAAAUAACGAUUGGAUUAUAAACUAUGUUUUCAAAUCACCCACUGAAAUGAUGGAAGUAUCGUAUAAUCUAUAUCAAAAUCGAAAAUUAAUUGAUAAAUGUCAACAAUUCAUUGAUUAUCUAUUUAUGUGA